Messenger RNA from Gadus morhua (Atlantic cod), 6092 nucleotides. RefSeq names its product STE20-like kinase b (gene slkb). Gene Ontology annotation, biological process: protein phosphorylation. The transcript has 18 exons. Gene Ontology annotation, molecular function: ATP binding; protein serine/threonine kinase activity. Bases 840 to 3878 code for a protein of 1012 amino acids. Lineage: Eukaryota; Metazoa; Chordata; Actinopteri; Gadiformes; Gadidae. The record is from RefSeq and is a predicted model, not a curated record.
UUCCAAAUGUAAAUAUCGCAAGCAUGUCCUACUCCGAUUGGGUUUUUCCCUUAUAAACGUCGCCCUCCAUAGACAUUUGCCUCUUUGUUUCCUCGAUAUAAAAAAAACGUCACAAGCUCCACGUGUCUCCUGUACGGAUUGGGGCAUCGAACCUGUGUCCGCAUCUAGAGGACAAUCACGAGCUCCAGGCCAGCCUCCACUCCGCGACCGCGACGAACGACCACGAUCGAGCGCUCUCGUGAACGCGCUUCGACACUUAAAUCCACUAGAUUACCGAACCCCGUGCCUCAUCAACUAACGGGAGAUUUGCGCUUUUCGCCCUCUGGAUAGAUCUUUUUCACGGACGCGUUUUAUGUUUAAGGACCAACGGGGGGAUCACGGUUGUGUUUCACGGAGUAAAAUACCCGGGAUUGGACCCGCCAACAGUUUGACCAUCUCGUUUCGGUGGCUGACAAAGGAGUACCGAAGUGCUGUCGGGCAAAGGAGGACUUGUUGUGUAACUUUUCUCUGCGUGAUAUGAUGUUGUUGUUGUUGUUGUUGUGUUGACUUUUAGAAUAUAGUAAAUCUCUACAGUGGCCGUGGAUGUAAGGGCUCAAUAAUAAUGUGUGUGAAAGGACCAUCUGGAUUCUCCAGUCCAAUCUGUCAAAGGCUACACAAAGCUAUAUCUUUCACUAUUGAGGUAUAAAUUGUUAUACACACACAGACACAGACGCACAGUUUAUGGAUAUUCCAAGAAAUCCAUCCUACUCUUAGACACACUUCGUCACAAUGCAAUCACACCAUUGAAUGAAAAUCAACAGCUCUGAUCUUACUGUGAGCCUAAAACGUAAGGAUCCAUCAUGUCGUUUUUCAACUUCCGAAAGAUAUUUAAAAUAGGCUCUGAGAAAAAGAAGAAGCAGUAUGAACACGUCCAUAGGGACGAGAACCCCGAAGAGAUCUGGGACAUUAUCGGUGAACUGGGAGAUGGAGCUUUUGGGAAGGUGUACAAGGCCCAAAACAAACAGACGGGGGUCUUGGCUGCGGCCAAAGUCAUAGACACCAAGACAGAGGAAGAGCUGGAGGACUACAUGGUGGAGAUCGAGAUCCUGGCGUCAUGUGACCACCACAACAUCGUCAAGCUGCUCGACGCUUUCUACUAUGACAGCAAACUUUGGAUCCUCAUUGAGUUUUGUGGGGGAGGAGCCGUGGAUGCCGUCAUGCUAGAGCUGGAGAGGCCCCUGACGGAGCCCCAGAUCAGGGUGGUGUGCAGACAGACCCUCCAGGCCCUCCUCUACCUCCACAACAACAAGAUCAUCCACCGAGACCUGAAGGCCGGCAACAUCCUUCUCAGUAUUAACGGAGAUGUCAAGCUGGCUGACUUUGGGGUCUCUGCCAAAAACACCAAAACACUGCAGAGGAGAGACUCGUUCAUCGGGACACCAUACUGGAUGGCUCCGGAGGUGGUCAUGUGCGAGACGUCCAAGGACCGGCCGUACGACUACAAGGCAGACAUCUGGUCCCUGGGGGUCACCCUGAUCGAGCUGGCCCAGGUGGAGCCUCCCAAUCACGAGAUGAACCCCAUGAGGGUGCUGCUAAAGAUAGCCAAGGCCGAGCCACCCACCCUGAUGCAGCCCUCCCGUUGGUCCCCAGCGUUCAGUGACUUCCUGCGGCGUUGCCUGGACAAGAAUGUGGACAACAGAUGGAGUACUGCACAACUCCUGCAGCACCCCUUUGUGUCCAGCGUGGUGGACAGCAAGCCCCUCAGAGAGCUGAUCGCCGAGGCCAAGGCAGAGGUCACCGAGGAGAUCGAGGAAAGCAAGGAGGAAGAGGAGGAUGAGACGGACACACGGCCGGGCCACAAACGCGCCCCGUCGGACGUCAGCAUGGCCAGCUCCGAAGACGAGAAGAUCCCCCUGUCUCCGUCCAUCAUGGAGUGCCUCCCCGAGAGGUCGGAGCCCGCCCUGCCCGCCCUGGACAACCACGUCCUGGACUCCCCCGGGUCCCCUGUCGGCGUGGAGCAGGCCGGGCAGACCCCGAGCGCUUCGGUCGAGGACAUGAAGAGCCUCGAGCCGGAGCCGGUCGACGCGAAGGUUCCGGUUCCGGAAGAAGCGCUGGUCGAGGUGGUCGCCCCCGCGUCAGAACCCGAGACGGACGUACCCCCGCCGGAUCUACCGACCAAGGAGAUAGAGCGACUGGAGAUCGCCAUCGUGGACGAGAAGGAGGAGGACACCGCAGAGAGUCCGGCCGACCCGGAGGCCUCCAGCGAGGGCAUGGACAUCACGGAGACCCCCGUGGACGAGGGAGGGGCGAUCCCAGCCGAGCCCGAAACCACGGCCGAGGAAGAGGAGGUAGAGGAGGAAGAGGAUCCGUACAAACACCUGAAGGUCAGUGUGAAGCUACCUGGCGGGGACAAACCCGCCCUGACGGCAGACGAAGGGGACGGAGAGACGCCGAAAGAGGAGGAGAAGAAGAUGGACGAACAGGAGGAUAAGCCGGUGCCGGAGAAGAACGAGAGGGAUUCGGACUCUGGGAGUGUUUCCGCCGCUGACACCAGCAGCUUGGACCUCAACCUCUCCAUCUCCAGCUUCCUCUCUAAGAGCAAAGAGCCUGGGAGCGUCUCCACGCAGGAAUCCAAGAGGCAGAGGAAGACGCUGAAGAAGACCAGGAAGUUCAUGGUGGACGGCGUGGAGGUCAGCGUGACCACGUCUAAGAUCGUCACGGACAACGACGCAAAGGACGAGGAGCUGAGGUUCCUCAGGCGGCAGGAGCUGAGGGAGCUGCGUUUCCUCCAGAAGGAGGAGCAAAGGGCCCAGCAGCAGCUCAGCAACAAGCUGCAGGUCCAGAAGGAGCAGAUCUACCGACGCUUCGAGCAGGAGACCACCAGUAAGAAGCGGCAGUACGACCAGGAGGUGGAGAACCUGGAGCGGCAGCAGAAGCAGACCAUCGAGCGGCUGGAGCAGGAGCACACCACGCGGCUGAGGGACGAGGCGCGCCGCAUCAAGGGCGACCAGGACAAGGAGCUGGCCAAGCAGCAGAACGCCCUGAAGAACCGCAAGAAGGAGGAGCAGGAGUUCAUGCAGAAGCAGCAGCAGGACUUGGACAGCGCCCUGAAGAAGAUCAUCCAGCAGCACAAACACGAGCUGGCCACCAUCGAGAGGGACUGCCUGAACCACAAGCAGCAGCUGCUCCGAGCGCGUGAGGCAGCCAUGUGGGAGCUUGAAGAGCGCCACCUACAGGAGAAGCACCAGCUGUUCAAACAGCAGCUCAAAGACCAGUACUUCAUGCAGAGGCACCAGCUUCUCAAGAGACACGAAAAGGAGAUGGAGCAGAUGCACCGCUUCAACCAGCGGCUGGUGGAGGAGCUGAAGAGCCGGCAGACGGCGGAGCGCACGCGGCUGCCCAAGAUCCAGCGCAGCGAGGCCAAGACGCGCAUGGCCAUGUUCAAGAAGAGCCUGCGCAUCGCCGCCAACGCCUGCAUCACCGUGGAGCAGGAGAGGGAGAAGAUCAAGCUGUUUGCGGUGCAGGAGGAGAAGAGGCAGAAGAACGAACGGCUGCAGCAGCAGCAGAAACACGAGAACCAGAUGAGAGACCUGCAGCUGCAAGGAGACGCCAACAUCAGGGAGAUGCAGCAACUCCAGAACGAGAAGUGCCACCUGCUGAUCGAGCACGAGACCCAGAAGCUGAAGGAGCUGGACGAGGAGCACGGCCUGGAGCUCAAGGAGUGGCGGGAGAAGCUGCGGCCCAGGAAGAAGGCUCUGGAGGACGAGUUCACCCGGAAGAUGCAGGAGCAGGAGGUGUUCUUCAAGAUGAGCGGGGAGUCCGAGUGCCUGAACCCGUCCAGCCAGAGCCGCAUCUCCAAGUUCUACCCCGUGCCCAGCGUCCACUCCACGGGCUUCUAGGACCACAACGCAUGCAGAGACAGACAGACGGACACACGUACAAAGAGACAGACGGACACACACAUGGAGACACACACACACGAAUGCAGAGACACACAUGCAGGGCACACACACAUACAUGCAGAUGGAGAGACACAAAUACACAAAUGCAGAGACACACACACACACACACAUGCAGAGAAACACAUACACAGACAUAUGCAGAGACAUACACACACAUCCAUAGACCAGCAUACCUACACAAUGCAGAGAUCCACAUCUGCAGAUACACACACACACAUGCAAAGAAACACACACACACCCACACAAAUGCAGAGAAACACACAUGCAAAUGCAGAGAGCCUCUCGCACACACUCCAUCUCUGUGUUCACACCUCCCACAUGCAGAACACGCUCGAAAAGACAAAAGACGUGAGUUCAAGCUGCCUUGCCCCCUUCCCAUCCCUAGCAUCUCCCACGAGGGGGCGGACUUGACCGCACAGCCCAGUUUGUCUCCCCAUCCUGGGUCUCGCCGGGAUUCGCUGGGCUCUUCUUUGUCCACAAGCUGAUGCCGUUUGAGACAUUAAUGUCAAACCCAUACCAUUGUCAUUAGUCUUUUUUUUACUGUAACUGUGAUUUUAAAUGUCAGAAUGAAAAUAUGUUAUGAAGAUUUCGCUUAUUCAGUGUUUUAGGCAAUAGUAACCAUUUCCUCAUAACCACUUAAGGGAAGAAAGUGCUUCUGUGGAAUCAAGUGACGAUUCGAGUGCCUGUAGAAUUUCACGUUUCUGGCUUUGAAAUCCAACCAUUUGUAUUUGUGUGGAGCUCAUUUAGAACUGUGCACUUGGAAAAAGGACUGUGUCGUAGAAGACUGAACAGCAACGAACCAUCCCCAAUCUCAACUGUUACAUUGUGUCUGGAUCUAGAAUGUAUUCCAAUUGAAGGAGAGCUUGGGCUCAUCGUUAAUAUAUGAAGGCUUAGAUUGAUCUGUUUUGUGUCCUUCCAUUAUACAAAUGUGAUUAGGUUUGAGUAGAAUAGUUUACAGUGGAUGAAGGAGAGUUGUGCAGCGAUGUCUUCCAGUGCAAUGUCUUCCAGUGGGAAGGAUUCCCCUUUUCAGGGGUUUCAUUUCAGUAUGCCUUGCUGCCUGGAGCACAACAGAUUCGCUUUGGCACAUGGUGGCGGCCAUUUUGGGGCUGUUUCAAAAUAAACGUGGGCAGUUUAGAGGCUGUUUGCAUUCAGAGACAAAAACAUAUCACUGUUAAAAACAAUGGAUAUCACUGUGCUUUCAAACGCCCUUUGUAGCACCGUGUGAUGAACUUCUCAGACACCCCACAACAAAUUUUGAAUGUUGGACAAAAACGUGUAUGAAGCUCAGAUAUUCCGACACAGGAACAUCGGUGUUAAAACAUUUCAGUUCAAGGAAAUAAAAGGAAACUCACACUUUCAGUGACAGAAAACCAAAGCUUAUUUCUGCUUUGGCAUUUAUUUAUACGUGCUGUUGAUAUUCAUGAUCGUCUGCCUCGGUCUUGAUUCACUCUUUGAAAAAAAAAAAAUGGGUCAUUGUAAUUACUAUAGUGUAGCUAAUAGUCUUACUACUUCAGAAAGACUAUACUGUAGUUAGUAUAGUAUAGUUCUUAGUAAUUGUGAAUAGGCUAGUUUCAGUGCCAGCUCAGUAAGAGAAUAUGCUACUCACCGUUACUUGACUAACGGUUUCAUCUAAUACUUUUAUGUACUCUUAAGUGCAGUGACAUAUUUGAUGUGGUAGUCAAGGAAGCUUUUGAAAUGCUCUGGACCUGUUUGGGUAAUCCUAACUUCCCAUUGGUUAAUUUCAGAAUAACACAUCUUGGUGAUUGGCUGUUUGAUGUAUCAAUCAAGGAAGGCCGCUAUAAUAGGCUGCUAUCCACAGACAUAUCCUAAAGCAUGAGUGUUGUGAACCUUGUCACUUACCAGACAGUAGCUAUUUAUAAACAAGCUCUCGGCUUAAGCUUGUGCUGAUCUUACAGUUUUUGUUGCACAAUUCAUUGUCAAAAUGAUCAGUAAAAUUAACUGUAAUAUUGCUUGGUUUCACUGAGAUAUAUUUCCAUUAUGUAUGUAUGUAUGUAUGUACGUUGAUUAAUUAAACAUCCAUGUGUAAAUGAUGAUGUAUUUUAUAAAAUGAGUUUAUAGCUAUUAGUAAUGCCUGUGUAAUGUAGCUUCAACAUCUGUACUGUAAAUAAACAAUGUUCUUUAUGCUGGUAA